GAAGAUUCGCCUUAAUUAAUAAUGUUUUUGAAGAAAAGGGAAUGAAAAAAGAAAAUCUAACGCGUAAAAGAAGAGAAAAGUAAGGCCACCGGUCCCAUGGCGCCAACAUCAAACUCCUGAUACGAUCACAACCGUUGAUAUGGACACACAAUUCCAAGAUCCAGCGAGGAACAACUGCUCGUUCAUGGCGGCCCACUAAAAUAAUCAAACCUUUCAACUAAUCUCUGAUUUUGAAUUAAGUCUUUCAAAUUACUCCUUCCAACAAGCUCAAACUCCGUCGAUUUCAAAGGUAACUUUUCAACUUCACCAUUCAACUAAUCGAGUAAUAUUUAGUUCUUUUCUUUUCUUUUCAUUCCAAUUUUCCAGGGAUUUGUUUAUAUAUAUAAAAAGAAAACGGUGGUUUAGAGUUGAAGGUGAACUUUGAUGGCAAGAAUAAAGCCUCAGGCGUUGUUAAUUCAAAGCAAAAAGAAGAAAGGGUCAACUCGGAUCAGUGUUCCUACAAUUCUUUUUUGCAGUUUAAUCGUUUUAUUGAUUUUGUUGUCCUUAAUUACUACGUACAAGCAUUGGUCUCAAAGCAGGUCAAGGGGACAAACAAGAACUGGGUUGUCAAAUUUUGAGAAUGUGGAUGAGAUUGCAGAUUCAAAGAAGUAUGAUCUUCCUGGAUAUGCUGUUCUAAAUACAUCAAAAGGCAAUAUAACUAUAGAACUCUUCAAAGAUGGUUCCCCUGAGAUUGUCGACAAAUUUCUUGACUUGUGUCAAAAGGGACAUUUCAAGGGCAUGCCUUUCCACCAUGUGAUAAAAAACUAUGUGAUUCUAGGAGGGCAUUCACAAGAUUCUGGAGGCAUCGAAGAUUGGACAUCAAAAAGAAAGUUUCACAGACAGCUGCCCACAAGUCCAAAGCAUGAAGCUUUUAUGCUUGGAACUACAAAGAUUAAGGAAGAUAGCAAAGCAUUUCAGCUUUUUAUCACAACUGCACCAAUACCGGAUUCAAACGACAAACUAUAUAUGUUCGGACGAGUCAUCAAGGGUGUAGAUGUGGUUCAGGAAAUUGAAGAGGUUGAUACCGAUACGCAUUACAGGCCUAAAUCUCCUGUAGGGAUCAUCAAUGUUAUACUGCAACAAGUAAUUUGAGUGUUUUCAUUUAGUCACUGUAAAGGUUUGUAUACAUUCAUCAUGGCCUUACAAAAUCCUUCUUCUUUUUUCUUUUUUUCUUUUUUUUUUUUUUUUGAGAUUACCUUUAGCAAUCCUAUUAAGUAAUUAGACUGCACCUCACUAUUUGUAGUCUUUUUAUAUUCAUAUUACACAUACAAUUUUGAUUCAUAGUUGGGGUGAUUAAAUACAUCUUUGUAUUAGUUCACAAAAUUUUUUUAUAUCGCCAUUUUGUUUUUGAUCAGUUAUAAUAUCUAGCAGUCUUUAUUCUAUACAAGUUGAAAAGCAAAUUAAUCAAAUUAAGCUACCGAACAUUUAAUUUUACAGCAAAUAAAUAGAGGUAAAAUUUUAACGAAUUUUUGUGGACAAAAAAAAUGGUGAAAGGAAAUAAAAUAAAAUCUGAACGAGUUUGAGGAGCUGAGCCAUUAAUGUUACUGUUAGAUAGUGAUCUAAACCAAAAGAAGAUUUAGAAGUUCUGAAAGCAAUAAGAGAAUUUCAUUACAGUAGUGAAAUAUAAAAGGUUGAGAAAGUAGAACUAACUAGUUGAGGGUGGGAAGGUGUGGGAACUCAGUCAUUUUUCUUGCUAGUGGCAACAGGGUUUUGCUCCGAAAUGAUCUUUAGAACAU
Molecule: messenger RNA, 1775 nt
Organism: Gossypium arboreum
Lineage: Eukaryota; Viridiplantae; Streptophyta; Magnoliopsida; Malvales; Malvaceae
Product: peptidyl-prolyl cis-trans isomerase CYP21-4
Exons: 8
Coding region: 424-1131 (235 amino acids)
Biological process (GO): protein peptidyl-prolyl isomerization
Molecular function (GO): peptidyl-prolyl cis-trans isomerase activity
Source: RefSeq, a predicted model, not a curated record